Molecule: messenger RNA, 3452 nt
Organism: Tachysurus vachellii
Lineage: Eukaryota; Metazoa; Chordata; Actinopteri; Siluriformes; Bagridae
Gene: tmem236
Product: transmembrane protein 236
Exons: 4
Coding region: 128-1174 (348 amino acids)
Source: RefSeq, a predicted model, not a curated record
GUCCAUAGCAGCAGUCAGUUAGUUAUGUGUGAACAAGUGUGUGUCAGUGGGGGUAGUGGAUGCAACUGACACAGCUCUCACUCUGACUGGUAACUCUUGGACUAUUUUCACUCAGACACGAGUCAGAAUGCCUUCUGGAAGGACAAUCAAGCUUAUCCUGUAUGAGCUGUUGGAGUUUGCAUGUUUGUGUGUGCCUGUGCUUGUAGUUCUAGAGCGAUUUGCAUCGCUUAUGAUGUCUGUGAAAUGCAACGACACUACUGCUUACUGGUUGGUGGUAGCAGCUUCCAUAGCCUAUGUGACCACUGUGUCUCUGCUUGUUUGGGUGCCACUGAAGUUUUUUAUCCUGAAGUCCAGGGGGUUCUUUAAAGACGUUACUAACUGGAGACCUGUGACUCUCGCACACGCACUACUCUGCACGCUACCAUGUUUUGCCGUUCUUAUUGCCAGCUCGAAGGUUCAGUUGGACAAAGGAAUUUUACAUGACCACUUUAGUGAGCUUCCUGUCUCACUAGUGCUCUUUGCCCUCAUCUGCAUGGACAUUAUAGAAAGAGUUCGUCCAUACCGCCUGACAGGAAAAGGUAGUCUGUACCUUGAGGCUCCUGGGCCUGUUCUGACUCACCUGGAGCAGGUGUCCACUGUGUCAUCGCAACUGCAAAGUAACAGAGCUGCAAAUGGCUCACCACUGAGGCCAGAGGUCAUGAGUACAUCACCAUCAGGACGCUGGGUAGAUACGAAUAGCAUCUCACGUUCUUCCAGUAUGGCCUAUUUGUACUCCUCCCACUCUGAUUCAGGCUGUUUCCGUUUCAUCUGUUUUCGAGACCCUCGCCAUGAGCUCUUCCUGGAGACGUUUAUUUUCUGGCUGGACACAGUGGAGAUGAUAAGAGUGGCUGGGGUUCAGGAUGUCUACAAUUCAAACUGGGUCUUUCCUAUAUACAUCCUAAGCUUUUUCUCCAUCCUGCGUGUGGUUGUAACUCCUAAUAGUCCAUUGCUGACUUUUUUAGGAGUGGUAACACAGGACCUACCCUUCCUGGUUUUACGGCUCUGUCUGGUGAAUAUCUUUGGUUACGUGACUCCGAUACUCUAUAUCAUGAAGAACCUGCUCUCAUGCCUAACUUUUGUUUACUUUCACUUCUUGACCAAGUUGAAGGUGUUCAGCAGAGGAAGUAUGUUCUGAAUCAACUGGAGGGGAAGCUACACAGGACCAUUUUAGGGUAAAGAAAUGUAUGGGGUCGAUAUUAACAAUGACUAGUAGCACUGAACACAUUCUUUUUUUUAUUCACAUUACUCCAGAAAUGACAAAGUAGUAAUGUGGGUCCGCACAUAGUUUUGUUGUUGUUGUUGUUUAUUUGUAUGUUUUUUUUAAGUAACUACUGCAAGCAUAUGUUUCUGUAUGUAAUUCAUAAUGACAUUUUUUAGAAUUGAAAUAGCAGAAGUUCAGUUAUUUUAAAGCAGUAUUAAUUGAAAUAUCAAUUUAUUGAUUAAUUGCUAUUAAUCUCAAUGCACUACUAAUGCAGAGUUUGUUUUCAAGGACAUUGAUGCUAAACACAUUUGUCAGAAGAACAAUACCAAUAUUUUAGCUAUAGUAGGGUCCAUAAAUAGUUGAACAUUAAGAAAGGUCUUAUUUGAGGUUUCUACUACAGUAUAUUAAAGCUGAUUACAUCCAACCAUUCAUCCAUCCAUCCAUACAUCCAUCCAUCCAUCCAUCCAUCCAUCCAUCCAUCCAUUCUUUACAGCACUUAUCCUACUUUUCAGUGCCCAGGAGACUCUGGGCACAAAGCAGGAUACACUGUAUAUCACAGUGCACAAUCAUACACGCACUCACAACCUACAGACAAUUUAGAGAUUCAACCUACAAUGCAUGUCUUUGUCCUGGGGAGGAAACUCCACACAGAGAAUUGAACAGUUUAUUAGGAACACUGUAUUUGUUCUGGUUAGAGUCUCUCUCUGCUCACAAAUCAACCUCAAUUCUGCAAGAAUGAAUGGCAUAAAAUAAUUCCACAAGAUUUAGUAAAAAUUUCUUUGAUAUUCUGGUCCAUACUGAUAUGUUUGCAUCACAGAAUUCCUCAUGAUCACAUUUUCAGGUGAUCUUUUAUACUGUGAAUCUUAUACCACAUCCCAAAUGAGGAUGGAUUCAGAUUUAGAUGCAGUCACUGGAAAGAACAUUUUAUCAUGCUUAAUGUAGCCAUUAGAAGAUGAUAAAUUGUGGUCAUGAAGGGAUGCACAUUUACAGCAACAAGACUCUAUAGACUGGAACAUUUAAGUGAUGAUUUAUUGCUAUUAGCAGCUCCAAAGUGUGCUAUGAAAACUCACUCUAUUACCUCACCUCCACCAGCCUGGAUUUCACACACAAGGCAGGUUGAACCUAUUGUCUCCUGCUGUUCAUUCGAGAAUGAAUAGAUGUCAAGAUAAUACUAAAAGAAAAGUGCUCAACGAUUAGAAAUACUUUCAAAUUAAAGUCAUAUUAAUUACUUAAUUUCACUUCCAAUAUUCUGUGGUAGAUAUAAUAUAAUAAUAACUUUGUAAAGGUCUGAAUAUUAAAGGACCUUACUGUAUAUUGGUGGUUAAAGGAGAUGAAUUAAAGAAUGAAUAAUGUCAAGGUUUAUAAGCUAAAAACUAUACGCUGAAAAAGGUCAGACUCUUCUAAACAGUAGUUUACUGUACUGUGUUACUACACAACACUUAUGAUUACCAGCAAAUAUGUUUCCCCUUAGUUUAUUUAAAUACAUUUAUUUUAAUUAACAGUAAUUUACCUGAUUUUCCGUCAAACCAAAGAACACACAAGUCAAUCCUUAUUGCCAUUAUGUAUUUAUCACACAAGAUAAAAACCUGAAUCUUCAUUUAUUAUGUACACAACUUUACAUUAAUAAAAGCCUGGUCACUUUUACUUUCCUUAACUGACUACAAAUUAAAUUUCUACAUAUUUCUCUUUUUUUAUAUCAUAAAUUUUUAAUCUCAACGUUGACUAUUGGUCAGCAAAUAUUUCAAAGAAAAUUAAGAAGAUUUUUACCCAUUCCAAUUUUUUGGAAGCUUCAGAUGAAAGAUGUUUCUUUAUAGAAGGACAUAUAAUUGGCCUUAAAAUAUUAAAACCCAUUUUUUAAACAGCCACGUUGUUGAGAACACUAGCUAGACAAAAAUAUAUUUUUAAGAUACAUACAAGAAGGUAUUAUAACUGCAAAAACCACACCACAGCACCAGAGGCUUACAUUCCUAAGGUUUUUAACUAUUACCUAUGCUGAAUAAUUUCAAUUCUUUUGAAAUGUUAUGAGAGAACAAUAAACCAGGAACUAUUCAAGUGCCUCUUAUGGUUGUAUAAAAAGAUGUGUAAUUUUAAAUAAUUAAUUCAACUAUUUAAAUAUAUGCAGUAUGUUAAAUUAUUCAUGCUCUCGUUUUUUUCUUGUAAGUAAUCGAAAAUAGAGUGAGUGAGUGAGAGAGAGAGAGAGAGAGAGAGAGAU